AUGAACCCAGGUCUCUACGCCGAUUUAACCAAACCAACUGCUGAUUUCAUCAAAAAGGAUUUCGCAGAAACCUUCAAACUCGAUACCACCUUCAAAGGCAAAUAUGGUUCAAUUGUUGCAGUCACUGAUAUUAAAGACAGUGGUGUUGUUGCCUCAAUUCAACCAAAAGCUGAUUUCACCAAAUAUCUCGGUAAAGUCUCAAAUGGUAACUUUACUGUCGAUACCAAUGGUGUAAAGAAAGGUGAAUUCACCAUUGAAAAUAUUAUUCCAGGUUUAAAAGCCGUCGCCAAUGGUGAUUCAAAACAAAAUUUCUCAACCGAAUUCCAAUAUAAAAAAGAUAAAAUUGCUUUCACCCUUUUUGGUCACAACAAUAAAUCCUUCAACACUUCAUUAGCUUUCCUCAUUAACCCAACUUUCUCUGUUGGUGUCCAAGCUGAAGGUAACGCCAAAAACACCCUCAAAAACGUCAACGCCACCAUCACCAUCAGACCACGUCCAGACGUCUUUGUUUCAAUCGUCGAUAGAUUCAUGGAUAAACAAAUCCUCUUAUCCACCCUCUACACUGCCACCUCAAAAUUAUCCUUUGCUGGUGAUGUUACUGUCGACCUCAAAGCCUCUGAAAAAGCACCAUCAUUCAACGUUGGUACCCAAUACAAAAUCGAUUCCGCCAGUCUCCUCAAAGCUAAAGUUAACAACAACAGAAAAGUUAACAUCUCUUACAUCUACAAUACUAGCAACAACACUAAAUUCGUUUUAGGUUGGAAUGUCAAUACUAAAAACUUUAAACAAGGCAAUACUUUUGGUGCUACUGUUAACUUAACUCUUUAA
Messenger RNA from Dictyostelium discoideum AX4, 828 nucleotides. RefSeq lists its product as hypothetical. Lineage: Eukaryota; Evosea; Eumycetozoa; Dictyosteliales; Dictyosteliaceae. Bases 1 to 828 code for a protein of 275 amino acids. Gene Ontology annotation, cellular component: mitochondrial outer membrane. Gene Ontology annotation, biological process: transmembrane transport; monoatomic anion transmembrane transport. The transcript has 3 exons. Gene Ontology annotation, molecular function: voltage-gated monoatomic anion channel activity. The record is from RefSeq and is a predicted model, not a curated record.